Messenger RNA from Cylas formicarius (sweet potato weevil), 908 nucleotides. RefSeq names its product trypsin-1-like. Lineage: Eukaryota; Metazoa; Arthropoda; Insecta; Coleoptera; Brentidae. The coding region runs from base 153 to 908 and encodes 251 amino acids. The record is from RefSeq and is a predicted model, not a curated record. The transcript has 5 exons. Gene Ontology annotation, molecular function: serine-type endopeptidase activity. Gene Ontology annotation, biological process: proteolysis.
CGGCGGCAUCCCGUGGGAAUCGCGAGACUUUGGGCGCCUUUUUUUAGCUGAUUCGCGUGACACUAUCGCCAAACGUACUUCCUGAUCCUUAAUAAACCUUACCAUACGGUACCACCCGAAUUGAUCAGAUCGGAUGCAGACGUCCCAUAGUAAUGAUAUUGCCCGUUGCGGUCAUUUUGUGCCUGUCCCCAUUGCCGGGGAGAGGCGGGGACCCCAAAAUCGUCGGCGGUACCGCCACCGACAUAAAAAACCACCCAUACCAAAUCUCGCUGCAGUAUGGGAAGCGCCAUAUAUGCGGCGGUACCAUUUUGAGUACGAAAUACGCGUUGACGGCGGCGCACUGCACCGAGGGCUUAAUGGCGGCGUCCAUGGCGAUCAGGGCGGGAUCGUCGACGUCGUCAAGCGGGGGACAGCUCGUCAAGGUGCUGACGGUACGUCAACAUCCGAAGUUCGACUCGAGGCGCGUAGAUUACGACGUUUCGGUGUUGGAAGUGGCUCCUCAGUUUAUAUUUAGCGAGAGUGUGAGGAGUUUAGUACCGGCAAAUAGCGAGCCAGGCGAGGGCGGCUUGGUAACUGUUACCGGUUGGGGUACUACCAAGGAAACAUCCGACUUUCUACCCGACCGACUGAGGGUCACCCAGAUUCCGGUGGUCGGCAGAACUAAAUGUAGGCUGUCGUACGCCAGGCUGGGUCAGAUUACCGAUAGGAUGAUCUGCGCCGGGGUUUUGGGGCAAGGCGGGAAAGACUCGUGCCAGGGCGACUCGGGAGGACCCCUGAUCGCGGGCGGGCGGCUGGCGGGGGUGGUUUCGUGGGGGUAUGGGUGCGCGAGGCCAAGGUACCCCGGAGUAUACGCGAGUGUCGCGAACAAAGAGAUCAGGACCUUUAUCUCUAGAACGGCUGGCGUUUAA